GUCGUCAUCGCCUGCCUUGAGCUUGCUCUGCUUCUUCUUCUCCUUCAUCCACCAUCACGAGUCCUCGUUUGUGAGGCAUCGCCGUAACCCUCUCCAACCACUGCGCCAUCUCGUACGUUCGGCCUGCGUAAUGUAGCCAUGAGACUGCUGCACGCAACAUCGCAAUCACCAUAACGUCCCGCUUCACGGCCUGCGUAUUUCCCAUUGUCUUAGUCCACGCGAACCAUCAUCAUCAUGGCUGCGUCCUCAGCCGCCUCGUUGCGUCGCAGCCACGGCUCGUCGGCCGCUUCAUCCAAACACUCGCACUCGCACUCGCACACGCUCCCCUCUCAUGAUGACGACCCCAACUCGCCGUCCAUCUCCAUCGAUACCCUUGUGAACCAUCUCCUGCUUGCCAAGCGAUCGCUCUCCUCCAUGACUCUUGUGCUGCGCGCAAACGAAAUCGCAACCGCCGCGCAACAAUCGCACGAAGAUGUCGCCAUCCUUGCCGCGCAAGCCGGCUUCCUGCAGACAUCCAUCCUCGACCAGGCCGCCAUCCUAGUCAGACUCAGAAGGAGCCUGCAGGCCACAUACGAUUGGGGGAAGAAGGACUUCAAAACGCUCAUCAAGUCGAUGGAUCUGGUUGAUGGCGAGCUCGAAGGCACAAUGGAGAUGCUGAGAAGCACCGGCGUCCAGAGCGUCUUCCGCCCCAAAGGCGAGGAGAGGAGGAGCCUACUGCAUUUCAUUGACGAGGCGAGCGUGCACGGGAUGCGGAAUGCGAUGAAGAAGAGCAUCGAGGACUUACAGGGUAUCCAGCAGUCAUUUGAUGGAGACUUGCUACGAUUCGAUACCGACAUCCGAAACCUCAAGAAGAUCAUCGUCGAAGCACCUGUGCCUCUCCCCCACGACAAGGCAGAUCCACUGAACCCCCCUUCGGCCGAGCUGUUAGAAAGUUUAAUUGACCACUCAGCAAACAUGGCGCAGCUUCUUGCCUCCCUCACAACACACUUUGAUAUGUGCGUCACGGCUAUCCGGACCACAGAAGGCGCAGUGGCCCUCGCCCGCCGAAGGGUUGCCGAAGUCACACAGUCGCAAGGCAGUGACGGCGUCUCCAUCUCGGGUGUCAUUGCGGAGCAGGAAUCCAAUGUGUCGGACCUCGAACCCAAAACCGCAAACGACCGUACCGAGAUGCUCAAGGUGGUCGUACAGGACGCCGAAGAGGUAGACGAUGUGGUUCAGGAGAUCCAGGAGCGCCUUAGUGCGAUGGAGCAGGAAUUCGCCGUCCUGCAGGAUCAAACAGAACAAGCAAAGAAAGCAUACACCGGCAUGCUCGAGGCGUAUGCCAUGCUUGGGGAAAUUGGGGAUCGGCUGGGCGACUACCUAGCAGCUGAGGAGGACUUCAAGACGAGGUGGGAGAUUGAAAAAGAAGCCGUGUUUGGCAAGCUGCAGGAGAUGAAGCAGAUGAGAGACUUUUACGAGGGCUAUGCCAGCGCGUACGACAGUCUUAUUCUUGAAGUUGAGCGAAGGCGAGGAGUGGACGAUCGAGUCCGAAACAUCUGGCGCAAGGCACAGGAGAACGUGGACAAGAUGCUCGAAGUCGAUCGACAAUCGCGCGAGACGUUCCGACAAGAUGUCGGCGAGUUCCUACCCACGGAUCUCUGGGCCGGGAUGCAAGGCUCUGUAAGACGCUGGGAAGUUGUGCCGAUCAAAGAUGACGGCACGAUUGUUCCGGAUGACGAGGAGGAGCAAGGCCCCGCGCUGCGACGUAGCGUCGUAGAGGCAGCAAGGAUGAGACUUGGCAAGGUGGCAGCAGAACCCAGGUGAAGAAUGAAGUGUGUAGGAUUUAUCUUGUCUGAAUUAGUUUGGAAUUGGCGUUUAGGGAAAUCUGGAUGGCGUCAGGGAUUCUACACCGUUGGCAACACGCUCUGCUGGAGGUAAGCUGAAUAUUGGUUAAGAUAGCGAGCGAGGUGACUCUCUUUGGUUAUGUAUGUACUGUAUAUACUUGGAACCCAACCCAACUCUGUGGU
This is a messenger RNA of Ilyonectria robusta, 2006 nucleotides long. Its product is annotated as autophagy-related protein 17. The transcript is spliced from 2 exons. Gene Ontology annotation, cellular component: Atg1/ULK1 kinase complex; phagophore assembly site. Gene Ontology annotation, molecular function: protein kinase activator activity; molecular adaptor activity. Gene Ontology annotation, biological process: autophagy of mitochondrion; piecemeal microautophagy of the nucleus; autophagosome assembly. The record is from RefSeq and is a predicted model, not a curated record. NCBI's taxonomy places the organism in Eukaryota, Fungi, Ascomycota, Sordariomycetes, Hypocreales, Nectriaceae. The coding region runs from base 235 to 1803 and encodes 522 amino acids.